This is a messenger RNA of Zeugodacus cucurbitae (melon fly), 2047 nucleotides long. RefSeq lists its product as uncharacterized. NCBI's taxonomy places the organism in Eukaryota, Metazoa, Arthropoda, Insecta, Diptera, Tephritidae. Gene Ontology annotation, molecular function: protein binding. The record is from RefSeq and is a predicted model, not a curated record. The transcript has 8 exons. Bases 214 to 1983 code for a protein of 589 amino acids.
CGCUCUCGAAGAGAAAAAGAAAAAAAAGAAAUAUAAAAGAUUUUUAUAUAAUUUUUCAUAUGCAAUUAGCCUCUGGCAUUCAAUCAAAAUUUUGGACGAUUUAAUUCGAACGUUUAACUUACGAUUUUUUGGAAUAAAUAUCGAGUGCCAUUGGAGUUUUUGACUAGUCCUAACGUGAAUUUGUAGCAACUUUAUCCAAUUCAAUUCACCAAGAUGAUAGAAGUAGCGGUACUGCCAUGGGAGAAGAUCGACUGGAGCGAUGAACGCGUGCAGAAAAUCUAUCUCGAUUGGGGUGUAUUCAACACGCACAAGCAACAAUUGGAUAUUGCGGCGAAUUAUUAUGAUAAAUCAUUGGCAUUGAAGGCUGACGAUGCUCGGGCACUGCUUUAUCGCAGUCUUUGUAAGCGAGACAUUGCACAAACAGAGGGCGCUUUGGGGGACGCUUUGGCGGCGUUGGAGAUUGAACCUCAAAAUGCCGUUAUCAAUCAAGAAAUAUGUGAAGCGCUGCACGAGUUGAAUCAGUUUGAAAAUUGCAAAUUAGAACUUCAUAAUAAUUCACGAAAAUAUAUCGGCAGAAAGGCUUCGAGGUUUAUAAAUAAGCUCAUUGUUGUCGACGAAAACUUCAACGAUACAGUCGGCGAUACCCUAAGCCCCUUCAUACUAAAGAAUGAAAAGAUUUUCGCUGAUGUUUUGGCAUUUUUGGAGCGUGAGAAGUUCGUGGAUCCACGUCCACUAUGGAAAGUACUAAUCGAGCAGGAAAAAUGCGAUGUGCUCAGCAUACUCGAAAAAGCGGAAGUGCUGUUGUCGCCACGUGAGGUCGCCAGAAGGGAACGCGCUUUUAGGGUCUUCAAUCAAAUAUAUUACAACAAAAGUUGGAUUGAUGUAUUAUUUUUGAAGAGUCUGCGUGAAAAUCCCAAUCUGCUAUUGCCACAGAACAAAGUGUCGACGCCAUUUUUGCGUAAUCUCGUGAAUACCAAAUAUGAAGUGGUUAAGAAGUUCUUGAAAAUGUUACAAGCACGUAGUCCGGUCUAUACUGAGCAGGUGCGUAAGUGCCCCAAUAGAAAGAUUUGGGAAGCUCAUCGUCAGAAACAUUUGAAUCAUAUACAAUACCAAACGCGUCGUAAUAUGCUAACGAUCUUACGUACUAUACGGCAAUUACGCGCUGCGGGCAAAAUUAAACAACUCAGCAAAUACGUCGAGGAAGUAAUGGGCGAUUACGUGGUCUUGAAGACGCACCGCGUAAUGCCAUGGAAGUUUGAAUUCAUCAACGAAGUAUAUAAUACCUUGGCAUUGGCAUACGCCGAUAUUUACACCGCACCACCGGACAUGAAUAUUCAUUAUGAUGCACAGAAUCGUCUCAUACGACUCUUGAAAAUACCGAUCGAUAAAAAUAGGGAUCGCAGUAUGAAAUUCGUGUUCGGCGACAAGUCCACAUAUCAGGAGCCGGACGCCAUCGAUUAUCCACUGCUGGCCUACAAAAAGUAUUUGACACGUUUGGAGAAGCGCAUGCAUUUCGCCAAGUACUCGAUUGAGAAGUGCUAUUUGCUCUACCAAAUCGCAGACAGCCAUCUGUCGCAGAGUCGCUUUGAAGAGUGUUGCUCUGUGGCGCGGAAGGCCAUUGAGGAAACGAAGAAUUGCAACAGUUACUUGUGGCGCUUUUUGAGUGUGCUGCUCAUUUGCAAAUCUCAUGCGGUCUUGCAUAAAGUCGAACGUGGCAGAGAUGCACUGAACGAGGCUUACGAAUGCGCUACCUUGCUAAAGAGCGAAGAACUCUUACAUUUCAUAGAUGUGUGUAGUGUAUCAGUCGAAACGGAAAUAUCGCUGAAGAAGCGUGCGCAAUCCGUCGACUCGGUGCGCAGACGUAAGAGUCGUUCAUCGGUGGUCAGCAGUCAUUUGUCGCAAAUGUCCAGUGGUUCGGGAAACAUGAUUCUGGACGAUAAGAAGGACGCAGAUGAGGAUGAAGAUUUUGAAUUUGAAUAUUAGUUUUGUUGAGUUUGUGUGUAAACAAAAUUAUUUCCAUAUAAUGUAUUUUAUAAUAAUAUAUAUG